Messenger RNA from Staurois parvus, 1227 nucleotides. Lineage: Eukaryota; Metazoa; Chordata; Amphibia; Anura; Ranidae. The record is from the annotation of a GenBank genome assembly.
AUGGAGGGGACUGAAGUUUUAAUAAGCAUGCGUGAAGACCCUAGCUUUCAUGUUCGCUACAGAAUGGAGGCAUCCUGUCUUGAGCUGGCUUUGGAAGGGGAGCGGUUGUGCAAGUCAGGAGACUGUCGGGCUGGAGUUUCUUUUUUUGAGGCGGCCGUACAGGUGGGAACAGAAGACCUGAAAACUCUGAGUGCCAUAUACAGUCAGCUGGGGAAUGCAUAUUUCUACCUGCAUGAGUACAACAAAGCAUUGGAAUACCACCAUCAUGAUCUAACACUAGCAAGAACAAUUGGCGAUAGACUCGGGGAAGCCAAAGCCAGUGGAAAUCUUGGCAACACUUUGAAAGUCUUGGGUAAUUUUGAUGAAGCAAUUUUAUGCUGUGAGAGGCACUUGGACAUUUCUCGAGAGUUGUUUGAUAAGGUUGGGGAGGCUAGAGCACUUUACAACCUGGGAAAUGUGUACCACUCAAAGGGAAAAAGCUUGGCAUGCAUUGGGACACGUGAUCCUGGAGAGUUUCCAGAGGAGGUGAAAAUAGCCCUACAGAAGGCUGUGGAUUUUUAUGAAGCUAAUUUAUUAAUUGUAACGGAAUUAGGAGACAGAGCGGCCCAGGGGCGAGCAUAUGGCAAUCUUGGGAAUACACACUAUCUACUAGGAAAUUUCCAAAAAGCUGUCAUGUCCCAUGAGCAGCGACUUCUUAUUGCUAGGGAAUUUGGUGACCGGUCUGCUGAAAGAAGAGCUUACAGCAAUCUUGGAAAUGCAUUUAUCUUCCUUGGUGAAUUUGAAAUGGCAGCAGAGUACUACAAGCGCACAUUGCAGCUGGCCCGUCAGCUGAAGGACAGGGCUGUGGAAGCCCAGAGUUGUUACAGCUUAGGCAAUACAUAUACCUUACUUCAAGACUUUGAGAAGGCUAUUGAUUAUCAUCUGAAACAUCUUGUUAUUGCUAAGGAACUCAGUGACAGAGUGGGAGAAGGGCGGGCUUGUUGGAGCCUGGGGAAUGCUUAUACUGCCUUAGGUAACCAUGACCAAGCUGUGCACUUUGCAGAGAGGCAUUUGGAAAUAUCCAGAGAGUUAGGAGAUCGAAAUGGAGAAUUGACAGCCCAGCUGAACCUUUCCGACCUACAAAUGGUACUGGGGCUUAGCUAUAGCACAAAUUCUUCAGUGUUGUCUGAAGUGCAGGAUGUGGACACCAGUUCCCUUGGUAAGAACACGCUGAAGCUGAUUUACUAA